AUGCAAUCAUCAUCAACUGACAGUUUUCAAUCAUUUCCAAUCGAAGGAGAAGCAAAAAUUAAUUUUGCCGAAUGGCUUGUUGAAAAUCAAAGUAAAUUAACACCACCAGUUUCGAAUAAAAUGUUAUUUAACAAGGGACAAUUAAAAAUUAUGAUUGUCGGAGGACCAAAUGAAAGAACAGAUUAUCACGUUAAUCAAACAGAAGAAUUUUUCUAUCAAAUGAAGGGUGACAUGAUAUUAAAAAUUGUUGACAAGAAUGAACACAAAGAUGUUCACAUCAAGGAAGGUGAAAUGUUUGUUUUACCUGGAAAUGUACCACACAGUCCUCAACGUUUUAAAGAUACAAUUGGAAUGGUUAUUGAAUUAGAAAGACCACAAGGAAGUUUAGAUUAUUUGAGAUGGUACUGUGAAAAAUGUGAUGAAAUUGUUUAUCAAGAUUCUUUUUAUUGUUAUGAUUUGGGAGUUCAAUUAGUUCCAGUUAUUGAAAAGUAUAAUAGUGAUGAAAGUGUUAGAACUUGUAAGGCAUGUGGUCAUGUUAAUUGUAAAUCAAAUAAGAAACCUUAA
Naegleria gruberi is the source of this 564-nucleotide messenger RNA. RefSeq lists its product as uncharacterized. The coding region runs from base 1 to 564 and encodes 187 amino acids. The transcript has a single exon. Gene Ontology annotation, biological process: quinolinate metabolic process; 'de novo' NAD+ biosynthetic process from L-tryptophan. Gene Ontology annotation, molecular function: 3-hydroxyanthranilate 3,4-dioxygenase activity; iron ion binding. The record is from RefSeq and is a predicted model, not a curated record. Gene Ontology annotation, cellular component: cytoplasm. NCBI's taxonomy places the organism in Eukaryota, Heterolobosea, Eutetramitea, Acrasida, Naegleriidae.